Trichoderma asperellum CBS 433.97 is the source of this 1176-nucleotide messenger RNA. The record is from RefSeq and is a predicted model, not a curated record. Lineage: Eukaryota; Fungi; Ascomycota; Sordariomycetes; Hypocreales; Hypocreaceae.
CCAGCAAUGAAAUCGACGAGAUACGCAACUUCUCGGCAAAAGGCUUGCCAGCAGUGUUCAGUUGCCAAAGCACGAUGCGACCGCAAAGAGAGAUGCUGCUCACGAUGUGCUCAGCGAGGCCUGUCUUGUGUCUAUGUGAACAAUACAGGCGGCCCAGUUCCUUUCUCCAGCAGCUUUGCGCGCAGUUCUGGCGGUCCUGUAUUCACGGCUCCAGCGCUGCCGCCAGACAUUCUCGAGUUUUCUAAUCUCGAUCUUGUUUGUCCAAUUAAUGCCGAGGAAAUCAGCAACCGCUGGCUCAAUGCGUACAUUCCCAUUCCCGGUCAAAGUGUCAAAAACUACCCGCCUACGGUAUCGGCCUUCAUCUAUCGCAUCUUAAAGUCGUACACUGGGAUGGCCAUACAUGGCCGUGGAUUCCCGCCAUUUGUACAUGUCUCUCAGCUGACUGGACUGAGUCAACCGCUCGCUACUUGUCUGAGCAUCAUACGCAUAUGCGAUCGGCCUUUACUGGGCAGUGAAAACGUGACGGCAGAGAUACUGCAGAGGGAGAUGAAUAAUCUCUAUGACCGGCGUGAAACUUACGACGACUUUUCUCUUCUCAGCGCAUUUCAAGCAUUUCUCAUGUACACAAUGGUCUUGUUCUUCAGGCUCAGCCAAGGCACCAAUCCGUUUCUUCGCCAGGCUAUGAUGAAUCUACAAGAGUUGGCAUGCGUGACAUCUCGCCGAGGGCUAAUGUGUGUAUCUGAGCAGCAACGCACGCGCCCCAAAUGGGAAAGCUGGAUCAUAGCCGAGGCUAAACGACGAACGCUCUACACCAUGUAUCUCUUUGAUAGCGUUAUUUCUUCUGAAGAUGGCUUGCCGACGUUCCUCGGCACCGAAUUGGAGGGAUUACCAGCCGCAGCUAGUAGAGCCCUAUGGUUUGCUCAGACACGACGGGACUGGGAGGCGGCUUAUAAUAUGCAUCUUGCGGAGUGGGUUGAGGGAAGCCUCUGCAUUGAUGAAUUAUGGCCCAUACCCGAAACAUUGAGUGAAGCUCUCGUAGCGAAAAGGCGAUACAGGGUGGAUAAUUGGUUGGAGAAUCUGGAUGAAUUUGGGAUUAUGCUUUAUACAGUAACUAGCUGUACACAUGGAGGGUAGUAUAGAAUUAUGUUAAAAAUUAAUAAUAGCCAACGUAUUAAU